AAAAAGAUUGGAUGGCACCAAACGGGAGAAGGAAGAGCGUGAGCGGAAGCGUGGUAAGGCCUCCGCCGCCACCGAAGCUAGCGAAGGAGUCACUGCAUAGGACCCUAUCAGACAUAUCACUGAACUUCCACAGAGAAGAGAAAGGACUGGGGACGAUAACAGAGGUGGAGAAGGCAAAGUGCGAGUGCUGCGGGAUGAAGGAGGAUUGCACCAUGGAGUACAUAGAGAAGGUGAGGGAGAAGUUCUUGGGGAAGUGGAUUUGCGGUCUCUGCUCAGAGGCGGUGAAGGAGGAGAGAGAGAAGAAGGAAGAGAAUGGGCUAGAAGGGGCCUUGAAGGAACAUAUGAGUGCAUGCCUAAGGUUCAACAAGCUUGGGAGGGAGUAUCCUGCUCUCUUUCAAGCCGACGCCAUGAGAGAUAUGCUAAGGAAAAGCACGAGGAGGAGUCAGUCUAUCGGCUCUAAACCUAUGUCUACUAUUCACAAUAAGCCUGCCAUUUCCCGCACUUCAAGUUGUAUGCCUGCCAUCACCAGAGACCUUAAUUAAUCAUUUCACUCUC
Molecule: messenger RNA, 555 nt
Organism: Raphanus sativus (radish)
Lineage: Eukaryota; Viridiplantae; Streptophyta; Magnoliopsida; Brassicales; Brassicaceae
Exons: 1
Coding region: 12-542 (176 amino acids)
Source: RefSeq, a predicted model, not a curated record